Molecule: messenger RNA, 1857 nt
Organism: Rotaria sordida
Lineage: Eukaryota; Metazoa; Rotifera; Eurotatoria; Philodinida; Philodinidae
Source: the annotation of a GenBank genome assembly
GAAACAUUAUCAACGACAUUGUUACACCUAUCUGACAAUACAGAUCAUGAAUCCAAUGACAGUGAAAAUGAACUACCCGUUAAUGAUGAAUCUCGUGGUCAUACAAAUCAAUUAUCAACAACUGCAACACCUAAAUUUGCUGGUCAUUGUAUGAACAUUGCAUUACUUGAAGUGGAUGACAAAGAUGAAUCGACCAACAAUCAAACUUUUCUAUCUUCUCUGGAAUACAAAUUACCUGAUGGUAUUGUUAUUGAUUUACUUCAAAAAAAUGGCAUUCAAGAACAUGCUAAUCGUUAUGUAACAUCUCUCAUGGAUGUACUUUUUAAGCCCGAAGAAUUAUUGGCUAUGGAAACAAAAGAUAUACCAAAAGAUGAACGAUAUAUUAUGCUGAAAGGUUUGUACAUACUUAUUUGUCAAUUUUUGUGUUGACUACCGAUGUUUUUCAGAAGCAGUUCGAAAUAAAUUUUGACUAACGAAGGAAGAACAAUUAAUCAAAAAAUCAAUAAUUAACUUAUUAUAUAUAUAUACUUAGGGCAUACCAAAAGUAGUGAGGGAGGUACUUUUUUUCCUUGAAGCGGGGUACAAAAAAGAUUUCUUUUUUACCAAUAGAUAGAGCGUGUUUCACUCUAUUUUUCUAUGCUAUUUGGUCACUAUUAAACUGUUAUCAUAAUAAUAAAAUUUCGAUAGGAUCUGUUUCUGUCGCAUAUGUGCUGGUAGCAUGAAUGCUCGUGUGUAUUUUUGGAAUAACUUUUGAUAAAAACAAGAUAGAGAACUGCAGUUUUCGCCAUUGGAAAGAGGAGAUGAAGACGCAUCGAAAUACAUAUUAUUGAUUUUUCUAACAUGAUUUCUGACGGUUUUUUUUAUUCAAUUUUCUAAUCAUUAGAAAAACGCUUGUUUUAUGAAAAAAAGAAAAAGCAAAAAAUUUUCAAGAAUAUCUUCAUAGAGGUUCGUCUAGAAUAGGUAUUAUCCAUAAAUAAUUAUAUUUAAACAGCUGAGCCUUUCGCAGUCUGUAGAUCUCCGAUAAGCGGUUUGAAUGUGAACACAAUUAUUGAAAAUUUACUGUAAACUACUCGUGGAAUGGAAUCGCUCUUUAAAAGGUGACCUAAAACCUUACAAAAAGCAGGUUAGAAAAAUUAGUAAUGCAUUGCUCGAUGCGUCUUCAUCUCCUCUUUCCAAUGACGAAAACCGCAGUUCUCUAUCUUGUUUCUAUCAAAAGUUAUUCCAAAAAUAUUCACAAGCAUUCAUGUUCAUGCUACCAGCGUAUAUGCGACAAAAACAGAUUUUAUCGAAAUUUUAUAAUAAUGAUAACAGUUUAAUAGUGACCAAAUAGCAUAGAAAAAUAGAGUGAAACACGCUCUAUCUAUUGGUAAAAAAGAAAUUUUUUUUUUACCCCGCUUCAAGGAAAAAAAGUACCUCCCUCACUACUUUUGGUAUGCCCUAAGUAUAUAUAUCAUUUGUAAAUUUCUUCAAUUGUAUAUGUAGAACAAGUGAGCUUUAAUUAGCAUUUAUUUUUACUCGAAUAUUUGAGUUAAUGUUUAUUUCUUUUCUUUCUAGAUGUUCUAACGAAUAUGUACCAUAACGAACUUUUUUCUUUUAUUUAUCUAUAUUUUUUUAUUUGAACGUGUAUAUAACUCGUGUAGUUUUUUGUAUUAAUUGUUUCACAGAAAACGAUUUUCUCGAAAACUUGGUGUAUCGUGUAUUUAUUAUGAAACAUGUAAUAAAUAUAAAAGAACAAAUGAUACCGAUCUAGUUCGCUAUUUUGGUUCAAUACCAUGCUAUCUCUUUUCUAAGAACUGCGACGCAGUUAUGGCGUAACUGCGUCGCAUUUCGAUCGUAGUGGAACACAUGGGUUAUACU